UGCUCUUGGAGAGGUCACUCCGGAGACCGCGGAGCCUUUGGGGCGUGGGAGUCGGUGGCAGUAUGUGGCGCGUCUGUGCGCGGCGGGCGCAGAGUGCAGUGCCCAGGGCCGGGCUCGGGGCUCGGUGGGCAGCCCUGAAGGAAGGCCCCAGGACCCCUUGCGGGAGCCCGCGGGCCAGCCCCGCUGCGGCUGGAUGCAGCAACGCGACCCCGAGCUAUGGGGUCCGCCUGCUGUGCAGCUGGAGCUCCGGCUCUGGCACCGCGCCUCGUAACCGUUUACUGCGGCAGCUCCUGGGGUCGCCCGGCCGCCGCUCUUACAGCCUCCCUCCGCACCAGAAGGUUCCAUUGCCUUCCCUUUCCCCAACGAUGCAAGCAGGCACCAUAGCCCGCUGGGAAAAAAAAGAAGGGGAAAAAAUUAAUGAGGGUGAUCUCAUUGCAGAGGUUGAAACUGAUAAAGCCACUGUUGGAUUUGAGAGCUUGGAGGAGUGCUAUAUGGCAAAGAUCCUUGUUGCUGAAGGGACCAGAGAUGUUCCAGUUGGAUCCGUCAUCUGUAUCACAGUUGAAAAGCCUGAGGAUAUUGAGGCCUUUAAAAAUUAUACAUUGGAUUCAGCGACAGCAACUCCGCAGGCAGCUCCAACCCCAGCCCCAGCCCCAGCCCCAGCCCCAGUCGCUGCACCAGCUACAUCUUCUGCAAGGGCUCCUGGUAGCUCCUUACCUACCCACAUGCAGGUACUUCUUCCUGCCCUCUCCCCCACCAUGACCAUGGGCACAGUCCAGAGAUGGGAAAAGAAAGUGGGUGAGAAGCUAAGUGAAGGAGACUUACUGGCAGAGAUAGAGACUGACAAGGCCACUAUAGGCUUUGAAGUACAAGAAGAAGGUUAUCUGGCAAAAAUCCUUAUCCCUGAAGGCACAAGGGACGUUCCGCUAGGAACUCCACUUUGUAUCAUAGUAGAAAAACAGGAAGAUAUAGCAGCAUUUGCAGACUAUAGGCCAACGGAAGUGACCAGCUUAAAGCCGCAGGCACCACCACCUGUCCCACCCCCGGUAGCAGCUGUUCCUCCCACUCCCCAGCCCUUAGCGCCUACACCCUCAGCUGCUCCUCCUGGACCAAAGGGAAGAGUGUUUGUUAGCCCUCUUGCAAAGAAGUUGGCAGCAGAGAAAGGGAUUGACCUCACCCAAGUUAAAGGGACGGGACCAGAAGGCAGAAUCAUCAAGAAGGACAUUGACUCUUUCGUGCCUUCUAAGGCUGCUCCGGCUGCAGCAGCUGCCAUGGCUCCCCCGGGUCCAACGGUGGCACCAGCUCCUGCGGGUGUCUUCACAGAUAUCCCCAUCAGCAACAUUCGUCGAGUGAUUGCGCAGAGGCUGAUGCAGUCGAAGCAGACCAUACCUCAUUAUUACCUAUCUAUUGAUGUAAAUAUGGGAGAGGUGCUGUUGGUACGGAAAGAGCUCAAUAAGAUGCUUGAAGGGAAAGGAAAAAUCUCCGUCAAUGACUUCAUCAUAAAAGCUUCAGCUCUGGCUUGUCUGAAAGUCCCUGAAGCAAACUCAUCUUGGAUGGACACAGUCAUAAGACAAAACCAUGUGGUUGAUGUCAGCGUUGCUGUCAGUACCCCUGCAGGGCUUAUCACUCCUAUUGUGUUUAACGCACACAUAAAAGGACUGGAAACCAUCGCGAGUGAUGUUGUUUCUUUAGCAUCCAAAGCCAGAGAGGGUAAACUUCAGCCUCAUGAGUUUCAGGGUGGAACAUUUACAAUCUCCAAUUUGGGGAUGUUUGGAAUUAAGAAUUUCUCUGCAAUUAUCAACCCACCUCAGGCAUGUAUUUUGGCAAUUGGUGCUUCAGAGGAUAAACUGGUCCCAGCAGAUAAUGAAAAAGGCUUUGAUGUGGCUAGCAUGAUGUCUGUUACACUCAGCUGUGAUCACCGAGUUGUGGAUGGAGCAGUUGGAGCCCAGUGGCUUGCUGAGUUCAGAAAGUACCUUGAAAAGCCUAUGACCAUGUUGUUAUAAUUUACUCAAGAGAUCUACACUCUCUGCUGACAUUAUAUUUAUAUGUUAUUAAACAGAUGGUUCUUUUAAAGUUU
This is a messenger RNA of Psammomys obesus (fat sand rat), 2074 nucleotides long. It is a transcript of the gene Dlat, whose product is annotated as dihydrolipoamide S-acetyltransferase. The record is from RefSeq and is a predicted model, not a curated record. Lineage: Eukaryota; Metazoa; Chordata; Mammalia; Rodentia; Muridae. Gene Ontology annotation, molecular function: dihydrolipoyllysine-residue acetyltransferase activity. Bases 63 to 2000 code for a protein of 645 amino acids. The transcript is spliced from 14 exons. Gene Ontology annotation, biological process: pyruvate decarboxylation to acetyl-CoA. Gene Ontology annotation, cellular component: pyruvate dehydrogenase complex.